Messenger RNA from Vollenhovia emeryi, 957 nucleotides. RefSeq lists its product as uncharacterized. Lineage: Eukaryota; Metazoa; Arthropoda; Insecta; Hymenoptera; Formicidae. The coding region runs from base 1 to 957 and encodes 318 amino acids. The transcript has a single exon. The record is from RefSeq and is a predicted model, not a curated record. Gene Ontology annotation, molecular function: nucleic acid binding. Gene Ontology annotation, biological process: DNA integration.
AUGGGGAAUCUACCUUCACCUAGAGUGACGCCCGCUCGACCCUUUUUGAACACGGGGGUGGACUACGCCGGACCCGUAUGGCUGCGUGCCUCGAAGGGCCGAGGUCACCGGGCGAGCAAGGCUUUCAUCACUGUCUUCGUCUGCCUCAGUACCAGAGCGGUGCACCUGGACGUGGUGUCGGACUACACUGCGGAGGCCUUCCUCGCAGCUCUGCGUCGCUUUGUCGCUCGCCGUGGCCUUUGCCAGGCCCUCUACAGCGACUGCGGCACCAACUUCGUCGGUGCCGACGCUCAACUCAAGGCCUUGUUCGCCGCCUGCAGUCGGGAGGGACAGUGCGUCGCCGCUCGACUAGCCGAGCAGCGAAUCCGAUGGCACUUCGGACCGCCAGCCGCUCCCAACUUCGGUGGCCUCUGGGAGGCCGCCGUGAAGGCGAUGAAGGGCCACCUACGUCGCGUGAUCGGCGAGGCUACGCUCACUUAUGAGGAGAUGGCCACGCUUCUCUCCCAAGUAGAGGCGUGCCUCAACUCUCGCCCGCUCCAGGCCAUCUCGGACGAUCCUGAGGACCUCUCCGCGCUCACCCCCGGACACUUCCUGGUGGGAUCGGCGCUCAACGCUGUUCCGGAGCCGUCUCUAGCUGAGGUGCCGAUGGGCCGCUUAUCCCGCUGGCAGAUGCUGCAGAAGAUGAGAGACCAUUUUUGGGCGCGCUGGUCCUCAGAGUACCUACACUCCUUGACGCACCGCCCCAAAUGGCUCAAAGCCAGCGAGGACAUCCGAGUCGGACGUUUGUGCCUGCUGCGGAGUGAGACGACGCCACCGAAUAGGUGGCCGCUUGCUCGAGUCGAGAAGUUGUUCCCGGGAGAUGACGGGCACCUCCGUGUUGUAGGGCUGCGCACGGCGACGUCGAGUCUGAAGCGGCCAGUCAGCAAGCUGGUCCUCCUCCCCGACAGCAGCGGCUAA